Messenger RNA from Argentina anserina (silverweed cinquefoil), 2010 nucleotides. RefSeq names its product peroxisomal membrane protein PEX14. The transcript has 13 exons. The coding region runs from base 119 to 1684 and encodes 521 amino acids. The record is from RefSeq and is a predicted model, not a curated record. Gene Ontology annotation, biological process: protein import into peroxisome matrix, docking. NCBI's taxonomy places the organism in Eukaryota, Viridiplantae, Streptophyta, Magnoliopsida, Rosales, Rosaceae. Gene Ontology annotation, cellular component: peroxisomal importomer complex; peroxisomal membrane. Gene Ontology annotation, molecular function: signaling receptor binding.
CAAAUCUUUAUUACUUUAUAAAGAGCUCUCAUUUGCCUUUUCUAUUUUUCUGCUGCUUCUUCUCACUGGAUGGUUUCUUGUAUUUGGUGAGUGAUUCAGGUAGAGGAGUAGGUCCACUAUGGCCUCUCAGUCCUCGGACGGCAACCCACAAAACCCAGGUGUUGCUGAGGCUCGGCAAGAUGUUGCAGGUGAGCCUCCUAAGCAAGCUUCUAACCCAUCAGUGUUUGUGAAUACGGAACCAAUGAGAGAGGACCAGGUGCAAAAUGCUGUCAAGUUUCUUUCGCACCCGAAAGUUAGGGGAUCUCCUGUCAUCUACAGGCGCUCUUUUCUUGAGAAGAAGGGGCUUACUAAGGAGGAGAUUGAUGAAGCGUUCCGACGUGUGCCUGACCCACCUCCGAGUACACAGGCAACUAGCGCAAAUCAAGCUGAUGGACAGACAAUGACUACAAACACUCAGGCUCAAACGUUGCAGCCUGCAGCAACAGCUCCUGCUAGUCCCACUGCACGGGUGGGUACCUUUGCUCGGUAUAGAUUCCACUGGUCUCAUGCCAUUCUUGCUGUAGGAUUACUGGCAGCUUCAGGUGCUGGAACUGCUGUAAUUAUUAAGAAUGCUAUUAUUCCUAGGUUGAAGUCUUGGGUACGAAAGGUUGUAUUGGAGGAUGACGAUGACGUUGAGAAGAAAACUGACAUGAAACCCAGUUUAGCAGAAGAAGCUGCAGCAGCGGCUAAAUCAGCUGCAGCUGCAGCAGCAGAUGUGGCAAAAGCAAGCCAAGAAAUGAUGAAUUCUAAGACAGAAGAGAGGAAAUACUUUGGGGAACUUAUGAGUAUGUUAGAUGUACAAGUGCAAGAAAUGAAGUCUAUGAGUAAUUCCAUACAGAAAUUGGAAGGAGAAACGAGGGCCUCAAAAGCAUCUCUUAAUGAUCCUGAAGAUAGUCGACUCACUGUCACGAGGUCAAAGCAACAAUAUGUGAAUGGCAAGGCAGAGUACGACAUGCAGUCAGUGCAAUCUUUCGCAGCUCCUGCAUCUGUGGAACCAUCUACUGCACCUCACUCAAAGUCUUAUAUGGAGAUCAUGGCCAUGGUACAAAGAGGGGAAAAACCUCCUAAUGUCAGAGAAAUUGAUGAUUUACCGCCCAAUCCUAAUCAGCCGCCCUCAAAUCCUCGCUUGGCACCUAGAGCAAAGCCUUGGGAGCUUGGUCAAACACAAAACAACUCAAGCCAAGUAUAUCAGUCCCAAACAAGCAGCGAAGCCUUCAGUUCGAGCAUGCAGGAUAAUGGACUCAAUUAUUUAAAUGGUGACAGUUCAGUGCCUUGGUGGCAGCGAAAAACUCCCAGUAUCACAGAGAUUGAAAAUGAAGAUGAAGUCAAAGCAGCUAGUUCACAAGUAGUUAGGCAGCCAGUCCAGCGUGCAUGGGUUCCUCCACAGCCACCCCCAGUUGCAAUGCCAGAAGCAGCUGAAGCCAUCCGACGGCCAAAGCCAUCUGUGCAGAAAGAAUCUCUGGGUAAUGAUCAGUUUGUAGCACGUUCAUCAUCGGAUAUGACUGAUGAGUUACAGAGGAUAACAAAAAUAUCCGAGUCUGGAGGAGCGUUGGAGAUGAACAAUGGUAGUACUGCAGAAAUCAGUAAUGGGAAUUCAUACCUGAACUCCACAGAGAUACAUGAAGCGCAAGAAAGCUAUGAGUAACAGUGUUCAUUUCAAUUAACAGCUUAAAAGAAGAUUCCAUCCACGGCGACCAACCUGGAGACUCCGAGUGGGAGUUAAAGACUUGCACAAGUGAUACAUGCAAGGAUGAGAGACGGUGAGAUAGCAAAACGUGUUGUAAUAAGUUUGCCGAAAGCAGAAUUAUAGAAAUGGGCUAUGUAGAGUUGUCCAAAGUCCAAACCCACCCUUGUCUAGUUGUCUUGCAUUGGAGGCAUAAGUAUGUGCAUUUCCAAAGCGUCUAUUUCAGGCUCUUCUUGGUGGUGUUACUACCACUGAAAUAUAAAUCUAUAUACAGAUGUCGUUUCAUG